UUUAAAGAGAAAGUGUUUUGUGUUUGUGUUUAAUUUAUACAAAUAUUACUCUAAUGAUUCUAGUCUAAUUAAUGUAAGUUAUUUUAAGAAAAAAUGGAUUUAGCGAAGUCUCUAUUUAGUUCACGCGAUCACGUAGGGUAUGUGGGGCGUGAAGAACAUGAACGCAAAAUCAGUGCAGCUCUAGCAGACGACGAUCCAGAAGACAUAAUCGAUGCUAUCCGUGGGAUGAAUGUUGCUGAUGAAUUAUUACCAGCUCCUGGUGGACCUUUUUCUGCUUUAACACCUAGCAUGGUACCUCAAGAUAUUAUGGCAAAAUUAGCACAACCAGAAUCAGAAGGUCAUGGAGGUGGGCUUCCUGAUUAUAGAUUCGAUGAAUUUGGAUUCUGUGUUGAUGAAGAAGACGGCCCCGAACAAAGUUCCAACAAAUUACUUGCAAAUGUUUUUGUGGAAGAUGACCAACAUCGUCUUCAAUGGGAAUUUUACAGUAAAGAAAUAAACUUCUCAGAAGGUGAAAACAAAUUAGAAAAGACAGAUCAAUUGCAAAAAAUGGUUAAAGAUGGUGUCCCUCACUCUCUACGACCACAAGUUUGGAUGCACCUGUGUGGUGCUAAUAAAAAGCGAGCUUUGACAGAGAUAACUUAUCAUGAAAUAGUAAGAGCAUCAAGUGAUGAUGGAUUAGUCACUAGUAAACAAAUUGAGAAAGACUUAGUCCAAAUUUUACCUAAUAAUGUUUGUUUUUCACAUCCAACAAGCACUGGUGUGCCAAGACUUCGCCGUAUCCUCAGAGCUUUAGCUUGGUUAUACCCUGAUAUUGGUUAUUGUCAGGGAACUGGAAUGAUUGCUGCUUCUCUUUUAUUACUAAUGGAAGAAGAGGAGGCGUUUUGGAUAAUGUGCACUACAGUAGAGGAUCUCUUGCCAGCUUCCUAUUAUUCAUCAACAUUAAUAGGUAUACAAGCAGAUCAAAAAGUUCUAAGAAGCCUAAUAUCUACUUACUUACCUGGUAUUGAUCAAGUCCUUAAUGCCCAUGACAUUGAACUCUCUCUUAUAACUAUGCACUGGUUCCUUACAUUGUAUGCCAAUGUCGUUCACAUGAAGAUUUUACUCAGGGUAUGGGAUUUGUUCUUCCUAGAUGGUUCAAUUGUUCUAUUCAAAGCAACAUUAGCUAUGUUAAAGAUCAAAGAAAACAGAUUUACUGAAAUAUCAAAUUCUGCUCAGAUUUUUAACGCUUUAUCGGAUAUUCCUGGAGAAAUUGAUGAUGUAGAUCUCUUAAUCAAAACGAUUGAUGAAGUCUGUGGUGAAACUUUAAGCCCUGCUUUAAUUGAAACUCAUCGGCGAAGACAUUUAGCUUAUCUAAUGGCUGACCAAGGUGCAUUGGUUGGAAACCCAAAUGCAGUACCAAAUCUACCUAAGCAGCAACUUCAACGUCGUCAAAUUAAAAGAAGCAAAUCAGUUAUUCAAACUAUUCUUUUUGGAGAUGACACUAAUAAUGAUGAUGCUGUUUCAAAAAAUGUUAAACAAACCGAAAUUCUCGUUGAUUUAAGAGAAGCAAUUUUACAAGUUGCUCGACAUUUUCUUGCCCUUGAACCACAAUUGGCAUCAGAAGUUCAACUUACUGCUGACUACAGUAUGCAGAGUCAUGCAGCUGACAGAGAAAGAUAUGUCAAUGUAUCUAGAAGUAAAAGAAGACGUGCUAAGGCUUUGUUAGAUUUUGAAAGGAGAGAUGGAGAUGAAUUAGGGUUUAGGAAGAAUGAUGUCAUAGAAGUUAUCAGCUCAAGAGAUGAGCAUUGUUGGAUUGGAGAAUUAAAUGGCUUAAGAGGCUGGUUCCCUGCAAGAUUUGUCAAAUUAUUAGAUGAAAAGGGUGUUAAAUAUAGUAGAGCUGGAGAUGAUUCUGUGACAGAGAAAGCAGCUCAUCUAGUAAGAGGAGUUUUGGCUCCAGCAUUUAAAAGAGUAUUAUUGCAUGGCAUUAAGAAACCAAGCUUCUUAGAUGGACCUUGUCAUCCAUGGUUAUUUAUUGAGGAAGCUUCAUCUAGAGAAGUAGAAAAAGAUUUCAAUUCUGUAUAUAGUCGUUUAGUUUUAUGCAAAACAUAUCGUUUGGAUGAAGAUGGUAAGGUUCUCACACCAGAAGAGUUGUUAUACAGAUGUGUACAAGCUAUAAAUCUUUCCCAUGACAAUGCCCAUGCACAAAUGGAUGUUAAAUUACGCACAUUAAUUUGCAUGGGGUUAAAUGAAGAAGCUUUACAUUUAUGGCUAGAGGUUCUAUGUUCUUGUGUCGACGUUGUCCAGAAGUGGUACCAUCCUUGGUCGUUUAUCAAUUCUCCAGGAUGGGUUCAAAUUAAAUGUGAAUUAAGAAUUCUAUCCCAAUUUGGGUUUAAUUUAAAUCCUGAUUGGGAGCUACCACUAAAGAAAGAUACACAAAAUCAACCGUUAAAAGAAGGUGUGAGAGACAUGCUGGUAAAACAUCAUUUAUUUUCAUGGGACCUGUAAAACCUAACCUAGUCCAUUUUAUUAAAAUUUGUACAAAAUUUAAACAAAACUAAGAGCUGAGCUAAAUUUUAUAUAUGAAAAUUAUAUUUUCAUAUCUUACUUGUACUUAAUUAACACAAAAAAAUAUAUAAGUCACCAUUUUUGAAUAAACAUUAAAGUCUUGUUUAUACUUUGUACAUAUAAUAAUGAAAAGAACUAAUCAUUCCAAAGAACUUGUGAAGUUUUCUAUGAUGAUUUUAAAAUUUCUUAAUAUUGAUAAUCUUAUGAAUAGUUUUAAAAUGUACAAGUAAAUGUUCUUUGCCUUGUUAUGUGAUAAUUUAGUUAUUUGUUUUGUAUAGUUGCUAAAUAAUCUAUAUAUAAAUUAAUUAUAUUUAUAGACGUAAUGACAUAAAAUUUUGUUUAAUGUAAAUAGAAAAAUAUUGAUUUUAUUCUUUUGAUAAAUUCCUAUCCUGGAUUUCUUGCUACUUAUAUGUAAAAUAUAAAUAUUACCUGUUGCACGCAUUAAAAUAGCUUUUUUAGUCUUAGUAUUUUUUGUGAAUGUUGUUU
Messenger RNA from Nymphalis io (European peacock), 3030 nucleotides. Its product is annotated as small G protein signaling modulator 3 homolog. Bases 94 to 2484 code for a protein of 796 amino acids. The record is from RefSeq and is a predicted model, not a curated record. The transcript has a single exon. Gene Ontology annotation, molecular function: protein binding. NCBI's taxonomy places the organism in Eukaryota, Metazoa, Arthropoda, Insecta, Lepidoptera, Nymphalidae.